Botrytis fragariae is the source of this 2341-nucleotide messenger RNA. RefSeq names its product putative actin polymerization protein bzz1 protein. Gene Ontology annotation, molecular function: protein binding. The coding region runs from base 140 to 2341 and encodes 733 amino acids. Gene Ontology annotation, biological process: regulation of actin filament polymerization. The record is from RefSeq and is a predicted model, not a curated record. The transcript is spliced from 4 exons. Lineage: Eukaryota; Fungi; Ascomycota; Leotiomycetes; Helotiales; Sclerotiniaceae.
GUCCUGAUGACAUAUGUCCAAGAUCCAACCUUUAUGUUCAUUCUCUCAUUCUUUGCUUCUCUAAUCUAACAUGAAUCUUUUCCCUCUUUCACGUUGUCCAUGAUACUUAGAUCACUGACAUAUUAUUGCGGUACAAAUUAUGGCGGAGGUUGAUAUUGCUCCCCAAUUCGGCCUUGAGUUGAAGGAUGGAUUCAAAUCGACAAAUGCUUGGGUAACCAACGGUAUCAACUGGAUAGGCAGCGACAUAGAAGGAUUCUAUCGCGAAAGGAGCGUCAUUGAGAAGGAAUACAGCGCAAAGCUUGCGGCUUUGGCAAAGAAGUAUUAUGAGAAGAAGACGAAGAAGUCGAGCAGUUUAAGUGUCGGCGACACACCUGUUAUGACCCCUGGUUCACUAGAGAGUGCGUCAUUAACAACAUGGACCACACAACUCACCACUCUCGAAUCUCGCGCAGCGGAACACGAUCGCUUUGGAGGGGAAUUGAUAACGCAAGUGGCAGAACCACUGAAGGUACUUGGCGGACGUUACGACGAGAUAAGGAAACGUCACGUUGAAUAUGCGGAUAAAUUGGAAAAGGAGAGAGAUGCUACGUAUGCGGAUCUGCGCAAGAUGAAAGGGAAAUAUGAUGCUGCAUGUCAGGAAGUCGAAAACAAACGGAAGAAGGCGGAAUCUUCAUUUGAUUAUUCAAAGACAAAAGCACAAAACGCAUACCAACAACAGAUCCUCGAGAUGCACAACGUUAAGAACAGCUACUUGAUCGCCAUAAAUGUCACGAAUAAACAAAAGGAGAAGUAUUAUCAUGAGUAUAUUCCGGAUCUUCUCGACAGCUUACAAGACCUUUACGAAUCGCGCACGAUUAAACUCAAUGCUAUAUGGUCGCUAGCGGCGCAAUUAGAAAAGGGGAUGCUGGAACGUAGCACAGAGUUUGUCAAUCACGUAUUGGUUGAGAUUCCAAGAAAUCAGCCUUCUCUAGAUUGCAUGAUGUUUGUCAGACAUAACGUAGGAACUUGGCAAGAGCCUCCGGAUAAGCCAUUCGAACCAAGUCCUGUGUGGCACGACGAUGAUGCGAUGAUGGUGGGAGAUACUGCUAAGGUUUUUCUUCGAAACGUUCUUAGUAAAUCUAAAAAUCAACUUGGGGAUCUGAGAAGAGAAGUGGAUUUGAAACGACGGGAAGUUGAGAGCACGAAACGUGUAAAGCAGCAAAUCAGAGAGGGUAAAGAUCAGCGGGACGAAGUUGAAGUUGUUAGAGCCAUUUUUGCUUUACAAGAAGAACUACAUCAGGUUGAUCACAAGAGGCUGACUGCAGAGGUUGAAACAUCAACAAUUACGGAAGCCGUGGGGGAUGUUACGUUAGGCUCGAAGAGUCACAACUUCAAAUCUCAAACCUUCAAAAUACCCACUAAUUGCGAUUUGUGCGGCGAACGUAUUUGGGGACUUUCAGCAAAGGGUUUUGAUUGUAGAGAUUGUGGUUAUACGUGUCACAGCAAAUGUGAGAUGAAGGUUCCAGCUGAGUGUCCAGGAGAACAGACCAAAGACGAGAAGAAGAAACUGAAAGCAGAACGUCAAGAAGCUGCCAAUGCGGUUAAAGCUCCAGGUACAGGUCUUGCAGAUAGUGUUGCGGAACUUCCAACCAUGAGUCGAUCUAAUACCAUGAACUCAUUAAGUUCAGGUUAUGCUGCUAGUGCACAUAGAUCAAUCUCGGCAAAAUCUCCAACCGAGGAACCACCUCCAGAUGCGGCGGUUGAUCGAAGGAGAAGCAUAUCUUCAAGUCUCAAGCCCGGCGGACUUUUAAAGAAAAACAGAGUUGUGGCUCCUCCGCCAACAGCAUAUGUUAGCGAAUUACCAGGUAGCAGUGUGGCUGAUGGAUCGGCAUCAAAAGAACCGAGAGGGAGAAUGUUAUAUGCGUAUGACGCUAAUGGUGGCGAAGAAGUCACAGUUAGCGAGGGCGAAGAAAUUACAAUACUGGAACCAGAUGAUGGCGGCUGGACCAAAAUCAAACAUGGCUCCAAGGAAGGUCUGGUCCCUACCGCCUACCUCGAAGUUCUACCUCCUUCUUCCCCUCCAAACCCUACGAAUAGACCCAUCUCUAUAAUAUCCACCUCUGGUUCCUCUAUCUCCACUGGGAAGAAACAAGGCCCAGUUGUGGCACCAAAAAGAGGAGCCAAAAAGCUGAAGUAUGUAGAAGCGCUUUAUGAGUAUACAGCGCGGACUGAUGCGGAACAUAAUAUGGUGGAAGGCGAGCGCUUUGUUCUUAUUAAGGAUGAUCCUGGAGAUGGAUGGAUGGAGGUUGAGAAGGGGGGGCAUAUCAAGAGUGUACCGGCAAAUUAUGUACAGAUUGUUUAG